AUGAAUAAAGCAAAUAGCUAUGGAGUGAAAUGUAUUCUCUUAACCAUUAUGUGUAUAAUGUGUUUAACUGAAAUUAAGCUCUAUAUACAGGCAGCAAAAUUGCCUGUAUUAAAUGAGCUGCAGGAGGAUACAGUAGAGUGCACAGAAGGGGAUGAAAAAAACACAGUGUUUGAUAGUAUGAAGACAAAAGAAGCAGCAGUAGAUAGUUUAAGAACGGCUGAAAUGCCUAAGACAGAUAAUACAGCUAUAAACUCAGAAAGUGUGGAAGUAUGCCAGGAAAAAAAUACAUUAGAAUCUAAGAGUAUAGGGGAGGAUCUAGUAAAGGAAAAAAGUGUCUCUGCGCUAGAUUCAAAUGUGCAAGAAAGAAAGAGCGAUGUUCACACAAUGGAAAACACUAUAAGUAUACCAAAUGCAGAGUUGAGUGAUAUCCUACAUGUAGAUAGUGCCUCUAUGUUGCAAACUGCUCCUGUAACGGAUAGACAUAAGAGUUCUUCUUUUGCAUUAGAAGAAGCCAAAGAGCUAGUACAUUCAGACCCAGAAGUAGGUACAGCUAAGAAAGUGUAUCAGAAUAUGUCAGAGCUACUUGAAGAUAUGGAUAACGCAGCCAAGUUAGCCUACAAUAUCUUUCUAGAAGAUAAAAAUAAGCUUCGGAAUAUUAAAAAAGAGUAUAAAGAUACUUUGUCUGUAGCUGAUUCAUAUAUAAUUGAAGGAAAGCUUCUAGACAAUAUAAUUUAUGAUUACUAUAAUCAUAAUAACACGAAAGAGAUUAAGAUAAACAGCGAGGAAGACAAAGAUUUCGAUAUAUACAUAGAAAACGUUAAUUACCUGUCUUCAGAGAUACAAAAACUAGAGGAAAUACAAAAAAAAGAAAAAAAUAUAUACUCAAAAGAUCUUGUUUUCAUGGAGAAACUAAAGGAAUCAAAGGAAGAAAGAGAUAGCUCAAGAGAUGACUUCCUUUCAUAUUAUUCACAUUUAAUAGGGAUAGAGAAACAGCUACUUUCUGUUAUAGGGUACACUUCAAAAAUUUAUAGAAAUAUAUAUGACAAGGAGAAAUAUCUAUGUCUAAUUAGAGGCAAAGAAAUAGAGUAUUUAAAAAAUAACGCAGAAGAGAAAGAAAGAGAGUCUGAAGAGAAAAUAAAGCAGAUAGAAGAGCUAAUAGAGUUAUAUAAAAAGUACAUGCUGUGGGUAAACAAGAUGACUAAUAUGCUAGAUGUUAUGCAUAGCAUCCAGGAUGAUGUUCUAUCUCAGACAACUAAAGUAUAUAAUGCCUAUAAAGAAUACGAUGAAGAAAAAGGUAUGUUGGAAAGAAAGAAAAUAGCUGAAGGCAUAUAA
Molecule: messenger RNA, 1332 nt
Organism: Nematocida ausubeli
Lineage: Eukaryota; Fungi; Microsporidia
Exons: 1
Coding region: 1-1332 (443 amino acids)
Source: RefSeq, a predicted model, not a curated record